This is a messenger RNA of Parastagonospora nodorum SN15, 1245 nucleotides long. RefSeq lists its product as hypothetical. Gene Ontology annotation, molecular function: iron ion binding; monooxygenase activity; oxidoreductase activity, acting on paired donors, with incorporation or reduction of molecular oxygen. Bases 1 to 1245 code for a protein of 414 amino acids. The record is from RefSeq and is a predicted model, not a curated record. The transcript has a single exon. NCBI's taxonomy places the organism in Eukaryota, Fungi, Ascomycota, Dothideomycetes, Pleosporales, Phaeosphaeriaceae.
AUGGGUUACUUGAUCGGGUUCACGACUUUUCGCACGAGUCACAAUGGCAACUUAGCCCUCGCUGGUUCUGUUUCCGCGGGACUUGUUCUCCUUUACUUGACACACUGCAUUCUGGCAGCUAUUUAUCAACUCUUCUUCUCUCCUUUGCGUCAUAUCAAAGGACCAAGGCUAUGGAUCGCAUUCCCUGUUUUCCAGCAUAUUACGUUCCUCAGAGGCAAUCUCGACUCAACUUUACUCCGACUUCAUCAACACUAUGGUCACGCCGUGCGAAUCGGGCCUAACGAGAUAAGCUUCAACAAUGCCAAAGCUUGGGACGAUAUAUACGGUCACGGCAAGAAUCUGCCAAAAGCAUCCUUCUUCGAUGCGCCCAAGGGCCUGCCGGAACAUCUCAUCUCUGCCAACUCUGCAGACCAUACAAGAUACAGGAAAGCUAUGUCUAACGGCUUCUCGGAAAGUUCCAUCCGGUUACAGGAGCCGCUGAUAAAAGUGCAUUCUGACCUCUUCCUGGCACGACUGCGCGACCUGGCGAUCUCGAACCAACGGAUAGACAUGGUCAAAUGGCUCCACCUCGUCACUUUUGACUUGAUCGGUGACCUGGCUUUCGGUCAAUCGUUUGGAUGUCUGGAAAGUUCGGACGAAGGCGGCUUCGUUCGCAACAUGUUCUACUUCAUCAAAGCAGGGGCAUGGCUGCGUGUGGCGAGUAGCUACCCGCUACUCAAGUGGCUCUUCAGAAUCACGACUCCCAAGCAUCUGAUCGAAGCACACAAUGCACAGUUGGAGCUAGCAAAGAAUACAACCACGAAGAGGAUGAACAAUGCAGAUCAACAAGGUCGUGGCGACUUUCUGGAUGCCAUGGUUAAGAAGCGCAAUCAGCCAGGCGGUCUCAAUGAUCUAGAGAUCAUUGUCAAUGCAAACAUCCUUAUCAGCGCUGGUGCGGAGACUUCAGCUACCACGAUGGCUGGCACGCUAUUUUGGCUUCUGAAAAAUCCCAAGGUAAUGGCUAAGGUACAGCACGAAGUCAGGACCACGUUCAAGAGCCAAGACGAAAUCAACUUCAUCACAUCGACAUCCAAACUUCCAUUCAUGAUAUCUUGCAUCACAGAAGCGAUGCGACGCUUUCCGCCCCUGCCAAUCACCCUUCCCAGAAAAACUCCAGAGAACCAACGGACCGUAGUAUCUGGACAUGAAUUGCCACCAAAUGUGAGCCUAUCGUUGCAUGCAGUCAUUUCCAUCGAGCUGAUCUAA